This is a messenger RNA of Drosophila serrata, 654 nucleotides long. RefSeq lists its product as uncharacterized. Lineage: Eukaryota; Metazoa; Arthropoda; Insecta; Diptera; Drosophilidae. The record is from RefSeq and is a predicted model, not a curated record.
AUCACGCAGUAGCUUUUGACUUAGCCUCAAAUCUAGUGAAAACUUCCAAAUUGAUCUCGGGAUAUGCAUGAUAUUCGUACCUUGAUUUGAUAGUGGAGUUGAUGUGCGAUAUGUUGGCCCGUCUGACAACCGCCUGCCUGCUGGCUCACCUGCUCCUUGUGCCCUUGGAGGCUUCCGCCUCUGUAAACUGCUCCAAUGCCUUGACCGAUGUGGCAGCCUGCGGAAGCUUUAGUACCAACGGAUGCUGUGCCAAGGGAUGCAUACGGAAUCCAAGAGGCAGAUGUGUCCCGGAACAAUGCACCGACACCUGGAGCCCCUGGCUGCCGCGGCCCGUGACCAUGAGCUGCUACUUCCACUGGUUCCUGGUGAUCUUUGCCGGGAUCAUUACCAUGGUGAUGACAGUCCUAGUGUUGUGCAAUGUGGGCUUUGAGGUGCGGAGCUACCUACGCCAGCGAAGGCACCGGCGUUUCACACCCUUCCGGGACCUGAGCGGCAUCUCCAUAGGAUCUACUCAGUGCUAGGACACGUGUGGGAAUCGGAAGCCCGGCCUCGGAUUCGAUGGGAGAUGGGAGCUGGAAGAUGGAAGAUGGGAAGUGCCUGAGGGAUUUACCAUAAUCUGCAAUACAUUAGCGGCAGCUUUGCUCUGGCUUCCAA